Molecule: messenger RNA, 1530 nt
Organism: Aplosporella prunicola CBS 121167
Lineage: Eukaryota; Fungi; Ascomycota; Dothideomycetes; Botryosphaeriales; Aplosporellaceae
Exons: 2
Coding region: 1-1530 (509 amino acids)
Source: RefSeq, a predicted model, not a curated record
AUGCAAAUCAUGGACCUCGAAACCCGCCUCGACCAGCUUGCUUCCGAAAAUAGACUGCUUCAAGGCGCAAAGGCAAGAGCUGAGGAUGCCAUGCGCAACGCCAAUAACGAUCAGCGUCAGCUAGCCGAGGAGCUCGAAGCACGUGACUCCCAGAUCCAGGCCAAGGACGCCGAGAUAGCCCAAAUCAAGGAGCUGCUGCAUAACUUGCGUCAGGAGAUUGUCCGCUUGGCUGAGGUGAAUGCGACUCUCACUGAGGCAAACAAGAACCUCACUGCCGACACGGAGCGCCGCUAUGCCACGCUACAGGUCGAAACCAAGCAUGCCAACGAGCAAUGGCAGCAGUCACUUGUGGCGAUGGAGCAGCUCAAGCAGCAGCACGGCCAACUGACUGCCGGUAUGGAGGAAGUGGUGCGCUCAGAGAUCAAGAGUGCAGUCAAAGACAAAGACGCCGAGAUCCUCCGGUUGAAGAUGGAGCUUGCCGAUGCUACGGAAAGGGUCAAGGACCUCCAACGGCAUAUCCUUGAGUCGAAGCAGAACGAAAGCUUCCUCACCGUCCGUGAUGAGGACUACUUCGACAGUGCGUGCCAGCAGCUCUGCCAGCACGUCCAGCAAUGGGUCCUCCGAUUCUCCAAGUUCUCCGACACCAAGGCUUGCCGUUUGUCCAGUGACAUGAAGGACGAGAAGAUUGAGACUCGCCUGGACAAUGCCAUUCUCGACGGUACGGACGUAGAUAUGCUGCUCGCCGAUCGCGUCAAGCGCAGAGACGUCUUUAUGUCGGUAGUUAUGACGAUGGUCUGGGAGUAUGUCUUUACUCGCUACCUCUUUGGUAUGGAUCGCGAACAGCGUCAGAAGUUGAAGACGUUGGAGAAGACAUUGACGGAUGUUGGACCACCUCGAGCUGUAGCUCAAUGGCGCGCAAUCACCCUGACCCUGCUUUCUCAGCGCCCAACUUUCCAGACUCAGCGCGCACAAGACACCGAAGCAGUGGUACAGGAGAUCUACGGCACGCUUUCGGCACUGCUGCCGCCGCCAUCGCAUCUAGCCGGCCAGAUCCAAGAAUCGCUGCGCAAUGUGAUGCGGCUUGCCGUUAACUUGUCGAUCGAAAUGCGCACGCAACGCGCCGAGUACAUCAUGCUACCGCCGCUGCAACCCGAAUACGACAUCAACGGCGACCUUCUACGCAAGGUGCACUUCAACGCAGCGCUGAUGAACGAGCGAUCAGGCGAGACGACCUCGAACGAGGACCUGGAAGCGCGGCAGUCCGUCGUCAAGAUUGUGUUGUUCCCGCUAGUGGUCAAGAAGGGCGACGAUGACGGUGAAGGCGAAGACGAGAUUGUUGUCUGUCCGGCGCAGGUGCUGGUUGCGAAGCAGGCGCCGAACCGCAAGGUCGUGCGCGUCUUGAGUGGCCCGAUGGAAAUUGAUGAGCGCAGGAGCCACCAAUCGAGGAGUAGUAUGAGUGGAAGAGGCGGCGAAGGUGGCCCGGCUGGGGGUAUGGGGAGUAUUGGCGGCAUGAUGGACACAGGAUUGUAA